CACGCGGAAGUAAUUGCUCCAAGAUGGCAGCGUCCUUGACCGGCAUGUUUUGGUUUCAGUAAAGUGUCAAACAUGCAAAACAGUUGGGGAUUUACGGACAGGACGAGUGACAAAAGAAAACUGUGAUAGCGGAACAUGGAAAGACGAGAAUUUGUCUCGUCCUUGGUGGCAGGAGGCUGUGCAGGGAUGUGUGUGGAUCUGACCCUCUUCCCUCUGGACACCAUUAAGACCAGACUGCAGAGUCAGCAGGGCUUCUACAAGGCCGGGGGCUUCAGGGGCAUCUACGCCGGGGUCCCAUCUGCUGCCAUCGGCUCCUUCCCCAAUGCCGCUGCCUUUUUUGUCACCUAUGAAUACACAAAGUCCCUGCUCGGCACCGGUGGACUGCUAGCUGCACCACACGUGGCACCUGUCACUCACAUGCUGGCCGCCUCCCUGGGUGAAAUAGUGGCAUGUCUGAUCCGUGUGCCCACAGAGGUGGUAAAACAGAGGACUCAGGCUUCUCCCUCGUCGACCACUUACCACAUGCUGCUGGCUACACUCAGAGAAGAGGGUGUUCGAGGCCUGUACAGAGGGUAUGGGAGUACAGUUCUCAGAGAGAUCCCGUUUUCACUGGUGCAGUUUCCACUUUGGGAAUAUUUAAAGACUCUGUGGUCGUGGAGGCAAGGUCACACGCUCUACUCUUGGCAGGCUGCAGUGUGCGGAGCUUUUGCAGGUGCAGUAGCGGCAUUUGUUACCACUCCUCUUGACGUGGCGAAGACCAGGAUCAUGCUCGCUAAGGCCGGGUCGUCCACAGCGAGUGGCAACAUCCCACUGGUGCUCCAUGAAGUGUGGAAGAGUCGAGGCCUUCCAGGUCUGUUUGCGGGCAGCGUACCGCGGAUGGCGUUCAUCAGCGUGGGCGGUUUUAUCUUCCUGGGAGCCUAUGAGAAGGUCCGCCGCUCGUUGCUAUAACCGACUGAUGGAGGAGGAUCAGUGCGGAAAGCGUCAGGUGAAGCAGCACCGUCUUCGCCUGCAGGGCCUCGGCGCCUCCACGCAAAGGGACGUCUGGAGCUCCGGGGUAAGAGUAAUCAACAGGCUCGAUCGCAUUACCCAGGGUUCUGCAUUCCUGCUCUUCGCUGCCCUGCGGAUUGAGUUUAACAGAUUGCGAUCCGGCGUCUUGAACAGCACCGACAGUGGUUUGGCGGCGUGAACGCAACACCCUGUCCCACAAAACUACAGGAGGCAGCUUUACUGUCCGUUAUGUGUGUAUGUAAAUGAGUCAUGGUAUUAAAGAUGCUGUUUUUUUAAAUA
Sphaeramia orbicularis (orbiculate cardinalfish) is the source of this 1287-nucleotide messenger RNA. It is a transcript of the gene slc25a26, whose product is annotated as solute carrier family 25 member 26. Gene Ontology annotation, biological process: transmembrane transport. The transcript has 10 exons. Bases 136 to 948 code for a protein of 270 amino acids. The record is from RefSeq and is a predicted model, not a curated record. NCBI's taxonomy places the organism in Eukaryota, Metazoa, Chordata, Actinopteri, Kurtiformes, Apogonidae.